AUGGAUGUCACUUCGAUGCUGAAUUCGGCCUCAGCGGCAGCGAACAGAGAGGCUCGGGACUCCACUGACCCGACGCCAACACCGUCAGUCGUUGACGGCACGACUGUUUGUUCCUCGGUAGUGCAAACUCCAUCGCCUGGCAGCACUUCCUCGAGGAGAACGAGCGAGUCUCGGACACCCAAUCGUUCAAGAACACCAUGGGAUGCCGGAGGUUAUUCUCUUCCUCUGACUCUGGACACGAAGACUACAACACAAACGCCUGUGAAGCCAACAGUUUACAACGGGUCGCCAGUCGAUUCUGCCAGCCCAAAGUCACCCAAGCACAGGUUCUCCGACAGCUAUAGUAGUUUGUCAUCGUACAGCUCCUCUAUUAAUAGUUUCACUCACUCUAGAUUUUCGUCAAUGUCGACUGUCAGCGGCGGCUUUCAGGCGGUUGGACCGCUUGUCACCGACAUCCCGUCCCUUGAGUCGAGGUCAUGCGAUAACUUGGAUUCGGCCAUCAGCCGCUCAUCGGCUUCCGAAUUCUUCAGCAAAAAAUCCAAAAGAGAUGGGGGAGUUUCUCCAAGCGCCAUUGCGGAGGAGCCAACCCUCCUGGAUAUCAGGAGACCCGGGUCGCCCUCUGACGCGAUGUUGAUAUCGCGGGGCAGUCAGAGCUCGGGUCGGAUGAGCCCACAAGAAUUCUCCACACCUGAGCAGAAAACCUCCUCAGGCUUUCUGGCUCUUCCUGACCUGGCCAAGGCACACAAGAGAGCUGUAUCAGCACCCGACUUUGCUGCCAUCAGUGGAAUUGAACAGACGUAUCCGCCGCUGCCUCAGAAUCUUCAGCCCACCCCGCCACCCUCACAGCAAGGAGAUCGUCGCUCCAGUUACGCGAUGGAUGCUCUUUCAGCCUCCCCGACCGCUUCUGGUCUUACUUCCGUCGAGGAGGGUAUCAAGUGUAUGUACGUUGACAACUGCGAUACCGGUUCCCAACCUCGCAAAGCCAUCUCCCACAUCUUCGGCCGUAACAAGCUAUGCACCCGAAUGAUUCCCCAGCACGUGUGGGUACACUUCUGUCGCAAGCAUUACCAGCGAAGCCGUUACCGAAACGCCCAAGAGUAUGCGAAGCUCCAAUGCGAGCUUGUUCAGAAGCAGAUCCAGCGAGUGCAAGCAUGGAGUGACGAGAACAAACGUGCUGGUCAGUCUGGUGUUGUUCAGGACUGGUCUCUGUCUGUCAGAAAGCGAGAGCAGAAACGCCUCGAUGACCGAGUCUCCACAAAGGCCAGCAAGAAGCGCCCCUACCGCGAGGAGACCGAUGACGAAGACGCAGAUAGAGCAGUACUGAACGGCACCGCGGUCCCUGGCUGGCUCUUGAACAAAUGCAACAGCGGGUACACCACGGCGCAGAUUGAGGAGAUCGUUGCUCAGCUGAAGACGGAGAUGGACCAGGGAAAGCUCACCCAAAUCCCCGAUAUUGAGAUUCUCCCCAACAUCAGCACAGACUCCCCCGAUGACGGAAGGAACAAGGUCGUUCUGAAGCGAAAGACAAGCAGCGGUAGUGCACACAAGCGAUCUCAGUCUGUCGGCUUCACCAACGCCCACCGUCACGAGGCCAUCCCCAUGAUCCGACGCAUCAGCCAACCAGGCUUCAGUGGCGGCUGGCGACCCGAUGAUGCCAUGGGUGCUUCUCCGAUCGACAAGCGCCAACGCAUCGCGGAUUUCCCUUCGUACGGCAUGGUUGACCGCCCUGGGCACGUCGGCCUACACCAAGUUCCAGAACAGACCGUCCCAGCCAUGCGUCGCAUUCAACAUCUGCCACACCGUCCGGCUUUCAGCCAUAUCCGCGAGAACCAAAGCGAGGACUCUUACUUUGAUGAUGGCAGUGUCAGAGCUUCCCACUACAGCUUCGGCGGACCCCUCCCGGCCCCUACUCCUCAGAGACUUGGUCAACCCAUGGCACCCCAGUUGGACACAAGCACUCCACCUCAGGGUUACUUCGAUGCCAGACGUCCGACUCAUCAGAGAUCCCAAUCGGAGAUGGGUGGCUUUCACCACAACGCGAACUUCACCUUUCGGUCGCCGUCGUCAAUGAACUACCCUGCGACCUACCAAGGCUACUCGGCUGAGGCUGUGUCUUACGAGAGCUACUCUCGGCCUGAUCCUGCAUACGGAAACGGCCCGCCUGGCUACUAUGAUGACAUUCCUGGCAGUCGUCAGUAUGGCCAUCAGCAAGUUUGGUCCUCGCCGGCAGAGACCCAUCCUUCACCAUACUCACAGCCUCGUCAUGUCCGUCAUCAGAGCACUUCGGCCGUUCCCCAGGCCAUCCCGCGCAUCCACCACGGCGAUUACGGCAUGCAUCCCUCCCCGCACCAUGCAACAGGACCGUUUGAAGGUCAAUCUCAUCAUCGCCGCCAGUAUUCGUAUGCUCCUAACCGCAGCAUGGAGACAGAGUCUGCUUCACGCAUUCGGGAGACCGAUGAGGCGAAGGCGUUGUACGCUGAGCGCCGCUAA
This is a messenger RNA of Neoarthrinium moseri, 2490 nucleotides long. RefSeq lists its product as uncharacterized. The record is from RefSeq and is a predicted model, not a curated record. The transcript has 2 exons. NCBI's taxonomy places the organism in Eukaryota, Fungi, Ascomycota, Sordariomycetes, Amphisphaeriales, Apiosporaceae. The coding region runs from base 1 to 2490 and encodes 829 amino acids.